This is a messenger RNA of Phlebotomus argentipes, 1844 nucleotides long. Its product is annotated as leucine-rich repeat-containing G-protein coupled receptor 4-like. The transcript is spliced from 2 exons. Bases 43 to 1701 code for a protein of 552 amino acids. Lineage: Eukaryota; Metazoa; Arthropoda; Insecta; Diptera; Psychodidae. The record is from RefSeq and is a predicted model, not a curated record. Gene Ontology annotation, molecular function: protein binding.
AGCAUCAUAGACAUUCAGUGAUUUUAGAAGUGUUCUCACGAAAUGUUGUGCUUAAAAGUGAUCCUUUCUGCUAUUCUCCUUUUGAAUCUAAAUACUUAUUUAAUGAAAGUUCAGUGUAUUGGUUGCGAAGAAGAAAAUGCAUCUAAUAAAUUGCGUAUUAAAUGCGAUUCCUUUGAGAAUCUCUUCAAAUAUUCUGAUCCAGAAAGGCUAGAAUCAGUUUCUGUGAUAAACAAAGAUCAAUUCAUAUGUGAUGAGCCAAUGUUUGGAAAGUUCAAUUCUGUGUCGGAUUUAUACCUGCAUGAUGCACGAAUUCUGCACAUCAGUAGUGACUGUUUUCAAGGAAUGAAUUCACUCAAAUAUAUUGAUUUGCACAAUAAUGACUUAACAGCAAUCGAAAUGGGUGCUUUUAGAGCAUCUGAUGAAAUGAAAUUACGGGCCAUAUUUCUCAAUCUGAAUCACAUCGUAAAGAUUGACUUUGCUGAUAUUGUCUUACCAGAAGUGACUCAAUUUGAAGCUAAUCACAACAGAUUAAAAUAUGUAAAAAUGCAUACAGAAAAUAUGCCUAAAAUAUCAAUCAUGUAUUUGGGAAGCAAUCAAAUAUCUCGCUUUCAAAUUAAAAGUCAAACGAUGAAAGAUUUGUAUUUACAUAACAACAGAAUAAAAUCAUUCCAAGGAUCUGACUUGUUUCUUCCGAAUUUGAUUCAAAUUAAUCUCGAUGACAAUCAAUUGACUAUAGUAACUCCGGACAUGUUUCAAAAUAUGCCAAAUUUACAGACUAUAAAUUUGGCACACAAUCUUCUGACCACCGUUUCUUUUCCAAACCUGCCAAUGGCAUCUAGCGUGGAUUUGACAUACAAUCGCAUUAAAACUAUGGAAAAUGUUAAUAUUUCAACAUUUGGUCAAAAUUAUUCCUUACGAUUUAGUUCAAAUAAAGUUUUCCAAUUGGAAAGUCACACAGCAUUCGAUAAACUUACGAAAUUCACUUGUCAUUCCUGCUUUAUUCAUGUCGUUGAACCUUUCUUCUUUGCCAAUACAUAUAAGAACAUUCGCCAAUUGGAAUUGGGAAAAAACUACUUAACAACUGCAAAUAUCUUCAAAGCUUACAGCGAAGACCUUAAACUAAGACGGAUUCAGUUGUCAGUGAAUAAAAUUAGGAGAAUCAGAAAAAACGACUUUGAAAGACUUUCGCAAGUUGAGACGUUGUACUUGGAUCAUAAUGACAUUAUCAAUAUAGAGAGUGGAGCCUUUGAUGAAAUGCACAGAUUGAAAACAUUGGACAUUUCUUUUAACCUUCUGGUGCAUCUUCCUGCCGAUCUCUUUGAGAAUAACCCCCUAAAGGCUCUAGUUCUCUCAUUUAACAACAUGCCAUUCUUCAAAGUACCCGGAUGGCACGAAACGCCAGGCGGAAAUCAAACAAUUCAACCUGUUAAUAGUACGCUAAACAACCUCAAAUACUUCUUUAUCGAGAGCAACCCUCUUCAGUGUGGAUGCAUCGAUUUGCUUCGCUCGUGGGCAAAUAAGAAUGGCAUUGACCUGGAAGUUGAUGACUGGAACAUUAGAAAAGGCCUAAAGCCAGCUUGUAUUGUCAACGAUGAUGGUUGCAGUACGAAAGUUGAAUAUGAUUACAUCAAAGAUUAUCGUCGACUAUUCAAUGAUAGGGAAGCUGAGGAAAUUUUCUUCCGAGACGAAGAGAACGAUUAAAAAUCGUCAUGUGGAUUUGUAAAUUGCUAUUAUCACUUUACUUACUAUUACUUGCAUCGAUAACGCAGAAAUAAGUUAUUGAUAAGAGUUGUAUUGCGAUUUAUGUACAUUAAAGCACUUUGAAUAUACUAGCAGUUCCGCAA